Molecule: messenger RNA, 489 nt
Organism: Alternaria arbusti
Lineage: Eukaryota; Fungi; Ascomycota; Dothideomycetes; Pleosporales; Pleosporaceae
Exons: 1
Coding region: 1-489 (162 amino acids)
Biological process (GO): translation; mitochondrial translational initiation
Cellular component (GO): ribosome; mitochondrial small ribosomal subunit
Molecular function (GO): structural constituent of ribosome
Source: RefSeq, a predicted model, not a curated record
AUGGACGCUCUCCUCGGCAGCAUGCCUCGGAGCGCAAGGCCUAACACACCAACCGACCGCGUCUUCGGCGAGGAGUUUGCGGGCUCCGGCAGCAGACGACCUGGUAGGAGGCCAGGCCUGGAUUUCAGCCAAAUGGCGACGACCGAUGGAAUGCUAAAUCCCACCCUCGCCAACAAACCCUCCGAGGCGUCACCUCUCGCUGUACAACAAGAAGAGACAUUUGCCCAGUACCCGCGCUUGAACCCCGCAUAUGGACGCACUGUAGAGUUGGAUGUCAACCGCGGACGUGAUAUUGUGAGGGGCAUCGGCAUGUUGGGAAGUUUAAUGGCAAGGAACAAGGUCAAGAGCGACUUCAACAAGCAGAAGUUCCACGAAAGAGGCGGACUGAAGCGGAAGCGGUUGGCGUCUGAGCGGUGGAGGGCGAGGUUCCGAAAGGGUUUCCAGGACGUCACAAACCGAGUGACGGAAUUGACGAGGAAGGGAUGGUAG